Molecule: messenger RNA, 2052 nt
Organism: Cladophialophora bantiana CBS 173.52
Lineage: Eukaryota; Fungi; Ascomycota; Eurotiomycetes; Chaetothyriales; Herpotrichiellaceae
Exons: 2
Coding region: 1-2052 (683 amino acids)
Source: RefSeq, a predicted model, not a curated record
AUGGAUCCCCGAACAGCUCCUGCACGAAGAUCAAUUUGGGGCCCUUUGGAAGAAGCACAGUUCCAGCGGAACAUCGGUAAACUGUGGAAAAUCACCCAUGGACAGCCCAAGGAUCCCCAAACGUAUCCUCUCCCUACAGAAAGUACCACCAGAGACGACGUUGUUCCAAUUACAGUAGAGCUUCAGCUCGCGAAGGGCGUUGCAUUCAUCUCCGCGGCCAAAAAGGGCGUGGAAUCCGUCACGGCGGUAGCGAUAGAGCAACCUCAGAACCCAUCCCAAGGACUCCGACUGAAUUUGGCGGCCAAUGAAGAGAUUCGGCCGGGAGUCAAAGACAGGAUGGACGAGGUAGCCGCGAUCUUGCGAGAAACGGCCCGAGAAGACAAGACUAGAGAUCAAUGCAAAGACGGCAUUCUGGAGUUGAUUGUACGGUUGAACCAGGCCCGGAUUGACGGCCGUCUCAAGAGCAAGCGCUCUUUGUAUAUAGUUCGAGACGGGUUGCUGGAUAUAUUGACGAAAGCGACCUCGCAGUCGGGCCAUCGCGAAACUCUGUCUAGUCGACUUCAAACCCUUUGCACCUCUUUGGGAGACUAUUGUAAUCGGGCCGGGGGACAAAAGACGAUCGAGGAUGUCAAGAGACUCGUGGUUGCAUGUUAUGCCUUCUUCGAAGCAACAACAGAUGGGGAGAGUGUGACGGACAUGCUCCGUCAGGUUGGCGUCGACGUGGAUGGGUCACGAGGAAAUCCACACCUUCGACAGAUUGGGAAGAUUGCCAGCUACUGUCACAUCGCGGAGACGUUGAGUACGAUCGCCUCACACCAAGAAUAUCGACGCUUCUGUGUCAAUCUCAGUAUCCGCUAUGUAUGUGCGUAUAAAACUGUUCCAUCGCCCAUCCCCGCAGUCGACGGUGGGAGUCGGGAUUGUCACGUGCAUGCCGAAGUACAGCUGGUGGUCGACCAGGAUUUGAGAGGGCCUUCGGACUGGAGAAAACCACGAGCAAUUGCCUCCAGCAAAGCAGCAUGCUUUCUUUGUGAACUGUUCAUCAAUGGGCACGGGACGUAUUUCGUUCCCCGAACUCAUGGUAAAUUGACUCCCCACUGGACGAUCCCAGAUCUUGACCGAUUCAGUCCAACUCAACGGAGUCGGUACCAAAAUAUUAUUGGCUCAAUGAAUCGCGAGCUCCAAAGAUUGAUCAAAAUUCCGCACCCACGCCGGCUCGAUGCUGCCAUGAGUUGGCAGACAUUGUCACAGCUGAACUUGUUCCCAUACUCGCCACCAUCUGCUAACCACAACUAUCCUUCGCUUCCACUCGUGCAAAUCGUCCCUGCUAUUCCGGGACCGCUCGAAACUGGUGGAACAACUUCGGCAAGUGGCGAGCUGCAAGAAACAGCCGUUGCCGCAAUCAAUCAGGACGUCAAGCUGCUUACAGCUCAGGCACAGUCGGACACGAGGGCCUCGCCCAUCAGAAACCCCAUAGAAGAGCCAGGUGGACCCUAUAUCAACAAUGAAGAACAACCCGAGGGACACCUGUUACCGAGAAAUGCCUUGAUCCCCAAACUAGGUAUAUCCUAUUCGUCUCCGGGCAUUGGAGAGAUUCCUGGACUGCAACACUCACCCGGACAAAUAACACAGAGGCAGGUUCGAUCUUGCAUGAGUCUCGAUUCCGAGCAGCUUGUAGAAGCUCCUCGUGUCAUAAGAGAUCAUAAAAGUCGAACCUGCGACAUGCCGUCCGAGCGUGGCAUGCAUGGACGACCACGGGGUCAAUGCAGCACGCCACGUUCGGACGGCAUGAGCCGAAAAAUCGACUUUCAUGAUAUGGAGCUCUUCCUUGAGAUUGAGUAUCCAGCAACCGCACAGAUUAUUAUCAUUCAGUGCUCUAGGCCGGACCGACCGGAAUCCCACCGAGUCAUCGAGGUCGACAAGAUCAAGCCCGGAGCGACGCUUGAGGUUGACACAGGGGGGGACUUGGCGCAACCUCGAGUCAUGUUCCUUACCAUGAGGGAUGACACGGGGAUAGAACGAUGGUGGGAGUGCCGUUGGAAGAGGAGCGGAUAA